Messenger RNA from Rotaria sp. Silwood2, 219 nucleotides. NCBI's taxonomy places the organism in Eukaryota, Metazoa, Rotifera, Eurotatoria, Philodinida, Philodinidae. The record is from the annotation of a GenBank genome assembly.
AUGCUUGAGUUAAAAGAAAAUUUAACAAUUGAUUCAGAAAAAUUAUUAAUAAUAUUAAAUAAUUUUCAUAAGGAUCGAAUUAUAAUUAAGAAUUCUCUUAAUGAACAUCAAGCUCAACGUCAAAUGUUAUGUUUUAGAACAGGUUGUGAAGCCUAUAGAGAAACAGCUAAACAUUUAUCACAACUUCAUAUAUUAUUAAGAGAUUCAAUAUUGAUUUAA